This is a messenger RNA of Dunckerocampus dactyliophorus (ringed pipefish), 4087 nucleotides long. Its product is annotated as oxysterol-binding protein-related protein 2-like. The transcript is spliced from 14 exons. The coding region runs from base 571 to 1989 and encodes 472 amino acids. NCBI's taxonomy places the organism in Eukaryota, Metazoa, Chordata, Actinopteri, Syngnathiformes, Syngnathidae. Gene Ontology annotation, cellular component: intracellular membrane-bounded organelle; cytosol; membrane. Gene Ontology annotation, molecular function: cholesterol binding. The record is from RefSeq and is a predicted model, not a curated record.
GAGUUCUUUCUUUGCCGCUGUGCUUAUCUUGGGAUUUUUGUUGUUCGUGUGAAAUUGGCUUGAAGCUUUUCAGUCUGUAGAGGUGUGUCUUGUGUCGAUGUAGGUGUGUGUGUCAAGAAAGAAAGAACUGUGUAUGUUUUGUCACUGCUUAGAACUUUUUCUUUUGAUUUUUUUUUUUGGAGUGUCUUUUAGUCAUGCCAUGUCUGUGCAGUGCAGCAACAUGACAGCUAAUUCCGUGGCUCUUUACUGGAUUUAUCAGAGUUUUUAUUUUAUUACUACUGAUUUCUAAUUUGCCUCCAUCAUCAACAAAAAGAGACACAAACUUAAACUCUGUGCUGCAUCCAGCUUUGUCUGUUGGCCCAAAGGCAGACAUUUGCUGGUGUGUAAACAAACCAUCUCUCCUAAACAUUCUGUGGAGACUUAAGCACAAGCGGCGUGCUGCUGCUGUGACGAUCCAGAGGCUCCUUGACUGACGGGUUCCAUCCAGAGGAAGACUCAAAGUGCUGCUGUCAACAUGUGCUAGGAGCGGAACAGUCAACAAUCAAUAUUGGUCAGCUUUGACUCCAGAAGAUGAGCAAUGACGAUGUGUUCUACGACGCCGUCACAGGCAUAGAUUCAGACGAGUCGUAUGAAGGGGUGUCAGAGUCCAUUUACAAAGAUGCACUGGUGUUUGACAGCAGCAGUCGGAGGAACAACGACUCAAAGCUGCAGGAGAAUGGCGUCAGGAAACACAGGACAUCAUUACCUGCCCCCAUGUUUUCCAGAAGCACUGUUAGUGUGUGGAGUAUACUUAAGAAAUGCAUCGGGAUGGAACUCUCCAAGAUCACCAUGCCUGUUGUCUUCAACGAACCUCUCAGCUUCCUGCAGAGAAUCACAGAAUACAUGGAACACACUUACCUCAUCAACAGAGCCUGCUUGCUGUCUGACUCCAUAGAGCGCAUGAAGGCAGUGGCUGCGUUUGCUGUGUCAUCUGUUGCGUCUCAGUGGGAGCGAACUGGAAAACCCUUCAACCCUCUACUGGGAGAGACUUAUGAACUCAUCAGAGAGGAUCAAGGUUUCCGGCUGAUAGCAGAGCAAGUAUCCCAUCAUCCCCCAGUGAGUGCCUUCCACGCCGAAAGCCUGGCUGGAGACUUCGUCUUCCACGGCUCCAUCUACCCUAAACUAAAAUUCUGGGGAAAGAGUGUUGAAGCAGAGCCUAAAGGGACCAUCACACUCGAGAUACUUAAGCACAAUGAGGCAUACACUUGGAGUAACCCUCACUGCUGUGUGCACAACAUCAUCCUGGGGAAAUUAUGGAUAGAGCAGUAUGGAACAGUGGAAAUAGUCAACCAUAGCACUGGAGACAAGUGUGUGUUGAAUUUCAAGCCCUGUGGCAUGUUUGGCAAAGAGCUGCACAGAGUGGAGGGAUACAUCCAGGAUAAGAGUAAAAAGAAGCUUUGUGUUAUCUAUGGGAAGUGGACAGAGUGCAUGUGGAGUAUUGACCCUCAGGCCUACGAGGCCCACAAGAAGUCUGAGAAGAAAGGAGACAACAAGAAGCACAAACAUGAGGAGCCAGUGAGAUCAGACAACGAUGACGCUGAUGACAUGCCAGAGGUCCAAGAGACUGUUUCGGUUGUACCCGGAAGUACUCUGCUGUGGAGGAUAGAUUCUAGACCGGCUCAUUCGGCUCAGAUGUACAACUUCACCAACUUUGCAAUGGCUCUCAAUGAACUGGAGCCAGGAAUGGAGGCCAUGUUGGCGUCCACGGAUUGUCGCUUCAGACCUGACAUCAGAGCCAUGGAAAAUGGCAAAAUGGAAGAAGCCAGUCAGGAGAAGGAGAGAUUGGAGGAGAAACAGCGAGCUUCCAGAAAGGAGAGAGCCAAGAAUGGGGAAGAGUGGUCUACAAGGUGGUUCCAAAUGGGGACCAACCCAUGCACCGGCUCCCAGGACUGGAUCUACUCUGGUGGUUACUUCAAUAGGAACUACAAAGACCUGCCAGAUAUCUACUGAUAGACCGCCUACCUUCACCUUUUUUCUCUUCCACAUCUCUAAAGUUGAGAAACAUCAAUAUUGUAAUCACUUGGAUUGACUCACCAACAACUAAAGUCUUCAUCAUUUAACUUACAAAGAGGCCACCUGUCUCUUAAACCGUGGUCUGCUUCAUGUCUACUUGCUCUUUCCUUCCUUUGUUAAGGAUUUUAUGCCUUACAGGUGUGACUUUGGUCCUUGAAAAACGUGCCCCUCGCUCAUCUUUGCUUAUUUCGGCUUAAUCACAAUGUGUGAACUGUUCUGCAUUGGAAAAACAUCACCACGGCUGUUAGGGAAGCCAACCUGAAGUAAUGUAAGAGAGUCAUGAACAUCUUAGGAAUGUGAGCGCUCCUUCAAGUGUAAACACAAUCACUCAAAAAUGUAACCCGCUGUUGGUUAAAUAUGGCAUAGAGCAUCUCAGGAGGUGUCAAUUAAUAUGCAUUGAAGUUGUGCUGAAUAGAAAUCAGGCAAACUCCAAUGUUUAAUACAGUGGAACCUCCCAAGUGAAUUAAUUCCAUCAUCAUAAAACCUUGCGCCCAGCAAGGCAAUGUUUUAAGUAACAUUUUAACAUUCCUAACUGUCUAACAUGUCUAAAGAACAAUGACUGUACAAUGAAACUAAAAUAAAUUAAAACUUUUUUUUUUUUUAGUUUUUUUUUUUUUUUUUUGGAAGGCUUCUCCUUUUCAUUUGAGGUAUUUAGCCAUUAUGGUUUCAGUGAUAGGCUAUUUACAUGAGCACCUGCUUCAGUAAUUUAAUUUGUGUGUCUAAUUGAAAUGACUGUAAUUUUGUAGCUGAGCAGUAAUACACUAUGGUUUGUUGUGUUGAGCUCUAUUUUCCUAUUUUCGGUUCUGUGGCUAUCACCCUUUUUGGUACCCUAUUGUGGUGGCAUCACAAAAAAAAACAAAAAAAAAACAGAAAAAGCAAAACACACUGGAGGUGUUAAUCCUUUAGAUGCUCAACACUUUAAACAUUUUGAUUGACGCAUAUUUGUCCAGAAAACACAACAACUCUCUCCAAAAAAGUUGACCACUUUUGGGGAUGUUCGACAUUGGAGGUUUGACUGCAUAAAUAAAUAAGUACAUUUGACCGAAUAUUUACAGUGCUACAGUGUCAUAAAGUGAUGAAAUAUGCAGAAUAAUCCUAAAUGAGUGGGUAAUGAUUAUACUAAUCUGUACAGACCCUUAAAGCCUUAUUAAGCACAAUGUGAACCAUUGACAUUGACUGUCAUUGUACAGUGUGCGUGUAAUGUUAACAUGCUAUGUUAAUAGUCUACCUAUACCAAAAGGCCGUUAGGAGCAUCAAUUAUCCAACAUACCACCAGCACACAGUUUAUAUAAUCCAUUCCUUAUGAGUGUUGGUGCAAAUAACAGAAAUCAUGAUUUUUGACGGCUCUCGUGCCGACUCUACAGUAGUAGUACAGAAAACCCAAAAGUUCUCUAUAGCAAGAAUACUUAAACUGCAUUUGUUUCUUUUGUUGCAGCUGACACAUCACUGUUGAAAUUGUGCUGCUUUGGCCACUUAAUUUUGUUGUUUUUCAAAGCACUUAACUACAUGUGUCUUUCACCAGUUACAUCUGCCAACGUUGCUCACUGUAUAUCAUGAUUUCCCAGCCCCAUGUUUUUGUGAGCUUAAAAUACUCCUGUGAAGUAGACAAACACUACUCGAGUGCAUUGUUGAUAUGCAAGUCUGUGUAUUUUGCACUGUUAAAGCGAAACAGAACAAAACGGUACAACAGUCACACAUACAUCAAUACACAUUCCUACUUUUACAAUAGAAAACAGCCGUCAAAGUCAUAUAUUAUUGUUAUUUUCUUUAUAUUUUAAUUUUCAUUCUCUCUCGCUCUAUCAUGUCGCUGUUGAUGUUCUAUUUGUGUACAGAGUGUUACACAGAAAGUAAUCACACGCAAAAUUACAUUUGUGCAAUUGAUUUAUUUUUAUAGUAUUUAAACCUGUUUUUGUUUUUUGGAGAGAACAUUGUACCAGAUGUUUUAUUUUUAGGUGGGGGAUGGUGUAAGCAUACUGUGGACAACUUGGUAGAUUCAAGGACAAGGGAAUGUCUACUAAUAAAAUCCUUAAUUUCA